Messenger RNA from Cyanidioschyzon merolae strain 10D, 1563 nucleotides. RefSeq lists its product as hypothetical. The record is from RefSeq and is a predicted model, not a curated record. The transcript has a single exon. The coding region runs from base 1 to 1563 and encodes 520 amino acids. NCBI's taxonomy places the organism in Eukaryota, Rhodophyta, Bangiophyceae, Cyanidiales, Cyanidiaceae.
AUGGGGGACGAUAGCUCGGACAAGGGCCCAGACAAAGAGCCCAAAUGGGAUCAAGCAGGGCAAGGCUGGUCUCUCCCGAGACCCACGGGGUCAUGCUCCGAACCAGGAUGCGUUGAGUACGGAUCCACUCCUGAUUUAGGCGCAAACGAGCCUAGUGCCGCAGGCUCGACUUCACUUGCCGCGGCGGAAGAUUGGAGCAACGUCGCUGGCGUUGACGAUGAUUUUGAUAACGCUGACGACGACGACAACGACGACAACGUCGAGGACCUGGAGUUUGUGCACCAAGGCGCGAGCGAGUUCGCUUCUGAGGGUGUCGAUGUGGACGGGACGUCAACGCAGACGCGGUCGAAAGGUCGCCAGCGCCCGGCGAACCAGCGUUCCAGGAUUAGUCGGCGUAGCAGACGCUACGACCCGCUUCCCCAGCAACCGGAUGGUGUUGUGGUACGCCGAAGAAAGGAGCCUGCGAAAGUUGAGAACGCCACACAGGGAAACUUUGGUUUGUUCGCACACCAGGAAACUGCCGCAGGAGACAACACGCUGGAGAUUGAGCCCGCACCCGAGGAUGCUCCUUCCGAAGGUGUCCCUAUCCGAGGCCAGGAUCCAAACGAGCUGGCUCCAUUCGAUCACGCCGAAACGCUGGAUUUAGAGCAAGGUGUCACCCAUGAACCAGUGCUUUUUAACGCAGCAGUACGUCCAAAGCGAUGGACUUGGAAGCGUCUCUGGAGGCGGCUUUUUCGAUGGCGGCGACCGCUGGACCCCACAACGAGCGGGAGCGCGCUCACGCCCCAGCCCUAUGACGCGCUGCGCAGGGAGCCGGGGCCCUCAAACAACCCUGCGGAUGUCGAGUUGGACCCAGAGGAUGAAGAAGGUCCAGAAAUGCUCAGCGCAGCCAUUGGUGACUUUUUGUCGGCACAGUACAGCUGGGAAAUCCACGCGCAUCGACUGGUGUCGCAGCCGGAUCAAUCCUAUGCCAUUGCAGUGAAUCGAGAAGCGCUGGAGCGCAAGGAGCAGCUCCGUACCGAAGAGCAGCGUCAAGCUGCAGAGCAAUCUCGGCUGCGCAUGGCAGCGAUGCAGUUCCGUUCGCUCUUCAUCAGGGACGCUUCGCAUGACGAGGCCAUGGCAACCGGUGAUCCCGACGCUUUCGACUUGAGUGUUGCUGAGCUUGAAAUGCAUGAGAGACGCGUUCGCGCGUUUCGAAUUCUGCUGCUCUUUGAUGCGAUCUUUUUUGUCUUGCUUAGCAUUACUUGGCUUGAUGCGCUGAUUGCGCACGACGUCAGCAAUCUGCAGAGCACUAUAAUUGACGGAGUCGUGUGUGGCACCAACAUCGUCAUUGACAUUAUAGGCCUUCGUGCCGUCAGCGUCCAGUCUGCCAGGUGGCUUGGCGUCUUCAUCGCGCUCUACUGGAUAUCUCUGAUCGGUACCAUUAUUGCGAUUCCGCUACUGCCACUGAUUCCGUUGCUGAGAUUCCUUUUGCUGCCCAUGGCUGCGGCCAUCAAACAGUUCAUCGAAUUUCAGGAACGGCAACAACAGCAGCUUCAAAAUCAAGCAAUGAUUUUCGUCUAG